Molecule: messenger RNA, 5461 nt
Organism: Strigops habroptila (Kakapo)
Lineage: Eukaryota; Metazoa; Chordata; Aves; Psittaciformes; Psittacidae
Gene: ITGA6
Product: integrin subunit alpha 6
Exons: 29
Coding region: 396-3527 (1043 amino acids)
Biological process (GO): leukocyte migration; cell-matrix adhesion; integrin-mediated signaling pathway
Cellular component (GO): integrin complex; external side of plasma membrane
Molecular function (GO): integrin binding
Source: RefSeq, a predicted model, not a curated record
GCUUUGAAGCGGGGCGCGGCUGGAGCCCGUUGGUCUGUGCCCGGCGGGGCGGCGGCGCUCCGCAGGGCGCCGGGCGAAGGCCAGUCAUAUAUGACCCAUAGAAAUGGCAACAGUAACUCCUGCUCGAUUUCAGGAUUUUGAAGAAGGCCAAGAGUCCACCUGUGAAUCCCCAAAACAUCGUGGUGCGUCCUACCAUUGCACCUCUGGCGCUGUGUUGCUAGUGAAGCUGUGUUGCUAUUAAUGAGACCUUCCCAGCUGUGGCUACCUCCUGAAUGCCUCUGCACUGGGAAAAUCCCUGCAGAGAGUGAUUUGUGGUAAAGACUCUGUCCCAGGGCCAGGUCCUGUGUGCUCAGCACCCAGUGCAGUGCUUGGAGAGCAAAUGAAAAUAGUACAAAAUGAUGAGAGACCAUCCAAGAUUGCUGGUUGGAGCUCCUCGGGAAAAGGCCUUUCCAGCCCAACAAGCCAACAGAACAGGAGGGUUGUACAGCUGUGACAUCACAUCUCCAAAUGGACGUUGCACACGUGUUGUAUUUGAUGAGGAGACUGACCCAAAGAUGGAGAGUAAAGAAGACCAGUGGAUGGGUGUUACUGUCCAAAGUCAGGGGCCAGGAGGAAAUGUGGUGACCUGUGCACAUCGCUAUGAGAAAAGGCAGUAUGUAAACACAGUGCAGGAAACACGGGAUAUCAUUGGAAGGUGCUAUGUGCUGAGCCAGGAUCUCACUAUUAAGGAUGAUAUGGAUAAUGGAGUAUGGAGUUUUUGUGAUGGUCGUUUAAGAGGCCACGAGAAGUUUGGUUCCUGUCAGCAAGGCGUUGCUGCUACUUUUACUAGAGACUAUCAUUAUAUUGUGUUUGGUGCCCCAGGCACUUACAAUUGGAAAGGGGUGGUUCGUGCAGAGCAAAAGAAUCAGACAUUUUAUGAUCUGGGUAUCUUUGAUGAUGGGCCUUACGAAGUUGGUGAUGAGAGCCGCCAAGAUAAGAAUCUAGUUCCUGUUCCAGCUAACAGUUACUUAGGUUUCUCUUUGGACUCUGGUAAAGGAAUUGUCUCCCAAGAUGAGAUGACUUUUGUGUCUGGUGCCCCAAGAGCCAACCACAGCGGAGCAGUCGUUCUAUUGAAAAAAGAGAAAAAUCAGAGAGCGCUGUCACUCGAGCACAUGUUUGAAGGAGAAGGGCUGGCUUCUUCCUUUGGCUAUGAUGUUGCUGUUGUGGAUCUCAACAGUGAUGGGUGGCAAGACAUUGUUAUUGGAGCCCCGCAGUAUUUUGACAGAAGUGGAGACAUCGGUGGUGCUGCCUACAUCUACAUUAACCAGCAAGGCAAAUGGGACAGAGUAAAGCCCAUUCGCUUAAAUGGAACCACUGACUCCAUGUUUGGUCUUGCAGUUGAAAAUGUUGGGGAUGUUAAUCAGGACGGAUACCCGGAUAUUGCAAUAGGGGCUCCCUAUGAUGGUUUUGGCAAAGUAUACAUUUAUCAUGGAUCCAAGAAUGGAAUAAACACAAAACCAGCACAGAUUCUUGAUGGUGAAAAAACAGGCACCAAUUUUUUUGGUUACUCUAUUGCUGGAAACAUGGACCUGGACAAAAACUCCUACCCCGAUAUUGCUGUUGGUUCCCUUUCAGAUUCUGUUUCUGUGUUCAGAUCUCGGCCUGUGAUAAGCAUUAAAAAAAGCAUUACGGUACAGCCUGACCGAAUUGAUCUGAAGAAAAAGAACCCUGAGGACCCCAGUGAAAUAUGGAUGGAUGUGAAAGCCUGUUUUCAAUAUACUGCAAACCCCAGUGAUUUAAAUCCACGAAUAAAGAUCACGUACACAUUUGAAGCAGAAAACGAGAGGAGGCAGUUAGGCCUGCCGUCCAGGGUGCGGUUUAAAGACCAUCUGUCUGAUCAGUUCACUGCAAACACAACCCUAAGGGGGCAGAACUCAAGAGAGUGUGUGACAACCAAGCUUGUACUGCAGGAAAAAAUCAAAGAUAAGCUACGACCCAUUCCAGUGUCAGUCACUGUUAAAAUUGCUGGCCUAGAGUCAAGCUCACCAUCCACCACAAGAAAAGACAGAGCACUUCCAGAUCUGAUACCAAUUCUAAAUUCAAAUGAAUCUGAAACAAAGACCACAAAAGUGGAGUUCUUAAAAGAAGGAUGUGGAGAAGACAAUGAAUGUCACAGCAAUCUGAAACUACAGUACCGGUUUUGCUCUAGAGAAGGAAAUGAAGACAGGUUUACUUACCUACCAAUUGAAAAUGGUGUGCCGGUGCUUGUUCUGAAAGAUCAGAAAGAUAUUGCCCUGGAGAUAACAGUGACAAACAAUCCCUCUGAUGCAAAAAAUCCACAGAAAGAUGGUGAGGAUGCAUAUGAAGCUAAACUAAUUGCAACUUUUCCAGACAGUCUGACGUAUUCUGCAUUCAGGGAGAUGAGGGGUUAUCCUGAAAAACAGCUAACAUGUGGUGCUAACCAAAACGGCUCUCAAGCAGAGUGUGAACUUGGAAAUCCUUUUAAAAGAAACUCCAAUGUAACCUUUUAUCUGAUCUUAAGUACCACUAAAGUUAACGUUGACACAACAGACUUGGACGUCAACCUGAAGUUGGAAACAACAAGCACUCAAGUGAAUUCGACACCAAUUACAGCUAGUGCUAAAGUGGUUCUUGAACUGCUUUUAUCACUCACUGGAGUUGCUAAACCUUCUCAGGUGUAUUUUGGAGGUGACAUUGUUGGUGAGAGUGCUAUGAAAUCUGAAGAUAAUAUUGGAAACCUCAUAGAGUAUGAAUUCAGAGUAACUAACUUGGGCAGACCACUGAAAACCUUUGGUACCGCUUCCCUGGACAUCCAGUGGCCGAAAGAAAUUAGUAAUGGCAAGUGGCUGCUUUAUUUGAUGAAAAUAGAUUCCAAAGGAUUGGAGAAAGUCUCCUGUCAACCUGAAAAUGAAAUCAAUAGUCUGCGUGUUGCGGAAUCUCAUAACUCAAGAAGGAAACGUGAGGUUGCAGAGAAGCAGAUUACAGACAGCAAGACACUUUCUUUAUUCUCAGAAAGAAAAUACAAGACCUUGGACUGCAGUGUGAAUGCACGCUGUGUGGACGUAAAGUGUCCCCUGAAGGGUUUAGACAGCAAGGCAUCUAUCGUGCUGCGUUCCAGACUGUGGAACAGUACUUUCUUAGAAGAAUACUCCAAAAUGAAUUACCUGGACAUUCUUGUUAGGGCUUCAAUCAGUGUUCCUGCUGCAGCCAAGAAUGUUAAGCUCACAAAUGAAGUUGCUCAGGUGCGUGUUACUGUCUUUCCUGCAAAACCAGUAGCCCUUUAUACAGGAGUACCUUGGUGGAUCAUCGCAGUGGCUAUUUUUGCUGGUAUAUUGAUGCUUGCACUGUUGGUAUUCUUACUAUGGAAGUGCGGGUUCUUCCAGCGUUCCAGGUACGAAGACAGUGUCCCCCGGUAUCAUGCUGUAAGAAUUCGAAAAGAAGAGCGACACAUCAAAGAUGGGAAAUACAAAGAGCUCGAGACAAAACAGUGGUUCACAAAAUGGAAUGAAAAUGAAAAUUAUUCUUAGGGAAAAAUCCUUCUCAUCACAAAGUUCAGACAGAAGUUAACGUUUUAUUAAUGGAAUAUUGAUGGAGUUAGACCUAUGAACACUACGGACAUUCACCAUUUGAUUGUAGAUAUUACUACUUAUAUUGAGGCUUUUGUUUGCACAGUUAACAUUGCUUCAAAAGACUUUAUUUGCAUUAUUUAAUUUCCAGACUGCCUCUUUCCCCCUUCAAAUCUAACUCACGCUUCAGAAGAUGCUGUGUUGAUCUGGUGUCUUUCCUGCAAAAUAUGCAAAACCACUACAGCAGACCUCUUGCUGAGAUCCUAACCUCCCUCCUAGGGAUGCAAGGAAUGGACAGUUAAGGUCAAGAUAAGUUCUCCAUCCUUCCCUCAAUGCAUAGUCCAUUAUAAACACGCAGUUGCCUUAACACAUUGUUCAAGUAUACUUUGAAGACCUGCCAAUCUACUUUAGUAAUAAACUUUGCCUGGUGCAGUAGUUAGGGCUUAACAAAAAGCACCGUCUUUAAAUUACAUGUGCAAUAGGUCAUUUUGCUCACAUUUUUUAAGAUCAGAUUGUCUGACUCUUGCUCACAACAAAUAUACACAGGUUCGGGUUUGGUUUUUUUUUGUUCUUUUUGGUUGGAUUUUUUGAGAGGCUUGAAUAUUAGAUGUACUUUUUGUGUAUAUAUAUAUAUAUUUUAGUCAUUUUUGUAUUUAUUUUUGUUAUAAAUCAUUGUCUUUGACUAACUGUUAGGCCAAAGACUUAACUGAACUUUCAAGUCCACUGUGUUUUUGAACUUCAGAUUAUGAGACCCGAGGCUAUCACUGCAUUUUAAUAAGUCACUGAAGGUGCCAAUGCUUUCUAAAAUUGUAAAUACUCAUUCCAGUGAUGUGUAUGGGGGCUUUUUCCUGAUACUUGUAACUUUAUGUAAUAAGAAUGAUCAGGUCUCAUAACAUGAUCUGUAUAAUACUUCAGACUAUUGAACAAUUUGGCCACCAAGCAGAAGAAGGGGUUUUAGAUACAGUUUUAUGCUUACUGCAAGCGAGAGGUUCUCUGGAAACAGCUUUCCAGCUUCAUAAGGACUUCCUGUUUGGCCAAGGCAUUGACUACUGCAGCUGUCACGUAGCACUUGAAGGAAGCUUACCUUAACUAAUGGGUCUGAGCUGAUCCAUGUUGACACUACUGAAUCAUCUUGAAUACCUGAAUGUUGAUAAAAGUAGAACCACAACGUUGUGUUUAUCAGUAAUCUAGUUAUUGUAACAUAACCGAUGAAACUAUUUGAAGAGUUUACUUUUUUACCCAUGUUCUAAAGCUUUGGUACUAUUUAAGAACAAAGAUUUAGUUCACAGUUGUUUAUUCCAUGUGAAACAGAAUUCAUAAGAAGUAUGCAUGUUAAGUGCUAGUAGUUUGAACUAUGCAAAAACCUCUUGGUACUUUUUCCCCUCAUAGGGUAAAAACCUGCUAGGAGGGCAGCUGUCAAGUGUCUUAUUUUUACUACUAACUUUGAACAUACCUUCUUGAAGGUGUGGUCAUCUAAAAAGUUAUUAUAGAAAGUGCAUUAAUUUAAUAGACUCUUCUUCCUUCCACCAAAUAAUCUCAGUAUGUUGUGACUUUGUGAACACUUACGUGUGUAUUUAGCUGUUACCUGGUUUUUGAGCUUUUACAAUUCUAGCUUAUUUGCUGAAAGGCUCAGCAGCAUCAGAAGCCAGGCUAGUCCGGGCUAAGCCUGACAAGUAGCCUUGGAUUUAAAAGCAGAUUGUAGCCCUUGCCUAAGAACAUGAACGUCUUAGCAGUGUUAAACUGAAAGUUCUUGAAAAGUCCUGUCACUGGUAUGCAUUUAUCUCAAACUUUUUUUUUAUACCAGGUAGCAGUGCUACAUCAUUCUGUCAUUCAAAAUUACCUGUGGAUAUUUGUAUAGAAGUGUGAAAUAAAUUUUUUUCUUUUUUUUAAUUAAA